AUGAAUCAAAUGAAUGAGUCCAUGACGGGGAAGACCAUGGUCCCGACCAUUCCGUCUAUUAUGUUCAUUUUCGGGGUUGUUGGGAAUGUCAUCGCCAUCGUGGUUCUCUGUAAAUCUCGCAAAGAGCAGAAAGAAACCACGUUUUACACGCUGGUGUGUGGACUGGCCGUCACGGACCUCCUGGGCACACUGCUGGCCAGUCCGGUCACCAUCGCCACCUAUGUGAAAGGCUCGUGGCCCGGAGAGGACCCACUUUGCCAGUACUUUGGAUUCACCUUGCUUUUCUUCUCUCUGGCGGGGCUCAGUAUCAUCUGUGCCAUGUCGGUGGAGAGAUACGUCGCUAUAAACCAUGCUUACUUCUACAAUGACUAUGUGGACCAAAAACUGGCGGGUUUGACUCUUUUGGCUAUCUACAUCUCAAACGCGCUUUUCUGCGCUCUGCCAAUUAGCGGCUUUGGACAGGUGAAGAAGCAAUACCCGCAAACUUGGUGUUUUUUAGAGUGGAGGAGUAACAAGACCAGCGAUGCCGCUUACUCCUAUAUGUAUGCAGGUUUCAGCUCUAUUCUUAUUCUCGCCACUGUUAUCUGUAACGUGGUGGUGUGCGUGGCUUUGAUUCGGAUGCACCGGCGCUUCGUACGCAGGAUGUCGCUGGGAACCGACCAAGGGCGCAACGUGGAUCCGCAGAGGAGGGCACGCAGCUUUGGACGUCUGGCCGGUGCAGAGAUUCAGAUGGUCAUUCUUCUUAUAGGCACUUCGGCAGUGGUGCUUAUCUGCUCCAUCCCACUUGUUGCUCAGGUGUUUUUGAACCAGCUGUAUAAGACUCCAGUGGAGCUGAGGUUGGAGAAAAACCCUGAUCUACGAGCAAUACGCUUUGCCUCUUUCAACCCCAUUCUUGACCCCUGGAUCUACAUCCUGCUCCGCAAGGCUGUUCUUCUCAAGCUCAUUGAGAAAAGCAAGUGCUUAUUUUGCAAGAUAGGAGCACGGCGGCAACAGAGACAGGAAAACUUCCGCUUUAUAGAUGCUCAUCAACUUUCCUCUGCCAUCUCUAACCGGGAUUCACACUUCCUGGUCUCUCAAAACCUGCAAGACUUCACCUGCAGCUCCCAGACCUACCUCUACCUGCUGGAGGGAAGUGAAAUGUACAACGAAAGCUGCCAUGAAGCAGAUGGAGUCUCUGGUUCACAACCUUCAUCGGUCAGAAACUCAAAAGCUUCCUUUUCCUCUGAGCAGGGCAGCGUCGAGGCUCAGUGUGAAGAUGGGACAAAUGUAUUUAGGGAACUUUCAGCUCUGCCGUGUCCAAAAGACCCAGCACUUCAUGUGUCGUUGAGCACUGAGACAGUGGAGGAAAAAUGUAUCUGACUUAUCUCUGAGUUAGAGACGUAGAUUGUCUACUGAAGGACUUCCUCCAAAAGUAAACUUUAAAACCUCGGAAAAAUGAGGGGAAGGCACAUGAAAAUAUUAAAAGACUCUUCUUGUGAAGUCGGGCACAUGAAGCUAGAAAGAGAAAAAGAUACUCUGAAGUGCUUUGAGCUUUAUCGUCCUGUUGCUCUCUGUUUCAGCACCCAGCUACCUCAAGUGAUGACCAUCUCUGACUGUGUGAGCAGAUUUGGUUAUUUUGCCCAAAACAGAUGUUGUAACAGAGACAACACACUUUCUCAUGACGCAAGUGUCAGUGAUAGAAAUAGCUAUCCUUCCUUAUUUCAGUUACUUUAUUCAAUCAUUGUGGAAAUCUUUACCGUAAAGUAGAUAGGGCUCAGUUGUUUAGAAUAAGUGAGUCACAAGCUUGUGGUCAAUACAGUAAAUGAAAGUAAUCACUGACAUGUGUUCAACCAUCAUAUGGAUUGGAUUUAACAGACGCUAUUGUACAGUGUUUCUUGAAGGACGUGUUGCGUUAGUUCCAUCACAGUGCAAUAUUAGUAUGUGGAAAACACAACUAAUUGUUCCUCAGCCCUGGAUAAACACACAUACUGUAUGUCAUCUCCAGUUAUAUCUUUCUUUUUCCUUCAUACAGUGAGGGUACAAAGAAUCGAUGCACAUAACAUAAAACCGAAAGGGGACCAAGAAUCAAAUGUAGUAGCUGUAGUACUCCUGUAGCAUAGUUAUUAACACUAAACCAUUUUUAUCCGGCAUUUACAGAAAAAGUGGUGUAAAUCAGUGAACAAAUGUUGCUUAGGAUGAAAAUAAUUCAUCACACCUGUGAGCUUGAGAAAAAUUGUGUUAUAGAUGAUCAAUGUUCUGCUAUGUAUUGUUUGUAAUAAAACACAUUCUUCCCUCGGGCAAGGUUCUAGUUGAUGAAUCACAACUCUAAAGGAAUCAUCCACCGUCAAGAAGUACGUGUUUGAUGAGUAACUAUGCUCAUAAAUCGCUAUCUUACGCCAUUCCUAUCCAGAAAAAAGGACUUUACAAAAUAUUUUUGUAUUAGUAAUAACAGUUAUUUUCAUUAGCAGUUGCUUCAUUAGCUGAUUAUUGUCACUCAGUGGAUUCAUUAGUUACUCAAAAUGUCAGAAAAUUGUCAGUUUUUGUGAUCUUAUUUUGUGAGACUUUUUUUUCCAAUGGAAGAAUCACCAUUUUUAACAGUCUUAAUUCAAUUCAAGUCAACAGACACCAUCAGCUGCGGUCUUACCACUAUAUAUAAAAGACCGUACUUCUGAACCCCUGUUUGUUCGAGCUUUUCCACUUAAAUGAGCUUUAUGUCUUAGUUUCAGCAGCUUUAAAGCACACAGUCUGCCUCUUUUCCCUGUUAUUAAAUCGGCUCCAGUUAGUAUGCCACGGAUUAUGUUCUUGCCUUUCUUGUUUCUCUUGUUGCUGUGAAUUUUACUUGCUCAUGAGUAAAAGUGCGAGUCACGUCCCUCAAGAUUGUAUGGUGUAAUUAUAUUUGGUUAAAGGUAAAGUGUGACACACAAGAUUGCCUGUUAAACAAGGUAUUUUAAUGUAUGUUUUAAUAUCUUUAAAUUAUGCAUUUUAUUUUGUGUUCCAUUUAUAUGUCAAAAUGUAUAAUGCAGCUGUAAAUUAUUGCUGACACUAUUGUUACACAGCAAACAUGACCUUUGACCUGUCAUCACAUGUUGUCCAUAUUAAGCGGAAGUUAAUAAUUUGAGCACCAAGUUUCUCACACUCUUUUUUGUCCUGCCGAGGUUUAGUGAUAUCAUCUCAUGACCUCCAUUAGCAAAUGGCCUUGAGAAUAUCAGGCUUCUCCAAAGUUUAUAGACAAAUAUACAAAUUGUUUAACACUCUGGAAUAAGGUUACGGAAAACAUAGAUUUUUCCAAGUCUACAAAAAGCCUCUGGGUCUUGGUAAUGUGUCAAAUUGCUAAUACCAGACACACAUAGAAAAAGAGAG
Etheostoma cragini (Arkansas darter) is the source of this 3339-nucleotide messenger RNA. It is a transcript of the gene ptger4a, whose product is annotated as prostaglandin E receptor 4 (subtype EP4) a. Gene Ontology annotation, cellular component: plasma membrane. Gene Ontology annotation, molecular function: prostaglandin E receptor activity. The record is from RefSeq and is a predicted model, not a curated record. The coding region runs from base 1 to 1359 and encodes 452 amino acids. Lineage: Eukaryota; Metazoa; Chordata; Actinopteri; Perciformes; Percidae. The transcript is spliced from 2 exons. Gene Ontology annotation, biological process: adenylate cyclase-activating G protein-coupled receptor signaling pathway; inflammatory response; negative regulation of inflammatory response.